AUGAGUAGUACUGAAAAAGAUAUAUCUUUCCAGACAAUAGACGAAGAAAUAAAAGACAAACAUAAAAUAAAUAAUAUACCAUCUGAAUAUGAAGAAAAAGAAAAGUAUAGUUUUAAUGAACUAUUACAUACAGACCAAAAUGGUUAUAUUAAUAUAAUUGAAAAAGAAGAUAAACCAAUUCAAGAAAUAUUAACAGAUGAUAUAAAAGGUAUUGGUGAGGUAAAUCCUUCCAUCUUAAAUAGAAUAAGUUCAUGUUUAUCACAACAACAAGAUGAAGAAGACCAUAACAAUGAUGAUAAAUUUGAUGAAAAUAAUGAAGACUCCAAAUGUGGCUAUCCAUUUUUUAUUAAUAAGCAUGAUAAAGUAUAUGAAAAAAGUUACUAUUCAACCUCAGAAUCCACAGUUUUAGCUAGUAACGAGAAUGAACAAAAUUUACAAAAUAUAAGUAGUUAUGAAACGGUUAGUUCAAUGAAUGACAAAAUAAAAUUGAUUAGUAAUGGGAAAUAUGAAAAAUUCCAAAAAAAACAAACAGAUAUUAUGAAUAUCGAAGCAAAUGGUAUUGAAUCGAAUGACUAUUCUAUACAUGAUAUUGGUACAUAUAGGGAAGAAUGUAUUAGCUAUUUAAAUAAAAUAAAAGAUAUUCCUCAUAAUAUUGGAAGCCAAAUUAAUAGUUAUCAAAAUAAUAACAUUAUAGACAGUAACAAUUUUAAAGAUGAAAAUUAUUUAAUACAUGAAAAUGAUUUUUUCGAUGGGGAAACGGAAAAAAAAAAUAUUUUACAAAAUUACUUAGUAAAUAACAAUAAUGAAGAUGAUCCAAAUAAAGAUGCGACUAAUGAAGAUGAUGGCCCUAACAGUUUUGAGUCAGCUGUUUCUGAUAUAGCUGAGACAGCAGGAGACGAUACGAUAGAAAAAAAAAUAAAUAUAAAUGACAAUUGUAAAAUCGAGGAAGAUGUCAGCAUGCAUAUUAGCGGUGAUAAUAAAAAUGGAUUAUUCGAUUUUGAUAUAAAUAGACCGGUAUUUCAUGAUAAAGAUGGUUCUGAUAAUAUUCAUAUACAAGUUGAAAAUAUAAAUGAUAUAGAAGAAAGGACAAAGAAUAUGAUUGAAAAUAAUAUCAUAUUUCCAAGUUCAGAUGAUUUAAGAUUUCCAACGUUGAAUUGUAUUAAUGACAUUAACAAUACAAAUGUAGUAAAAUGUAAGAGAAAAAUAAAAACUGAUGAAAAUCGAGAAAAUAAAAUGAUUAAAACGGAUCAAACAAAUGUAAGAAUGAAAGAUGAGUUGAAUGAAGAUGAUAAGGAUGAGUUAUAUGGAAUUCCAGAUAAAAAAAGGAGAAAAAAAAAUAAAAAAAAAAAAAAAAAAAAAAAAAUUCCAGGAAGAGUAUAUAAAGUAAUUGUAAGAGGAAAAGAAUGUUGGAGAGCUGAAUGGCUUGUCCAAAAAAAUCAAGAAAAUAUUGAAACUGAAAAAGAAGAAACAAAAAUAGAUACAUAUUCUAUAAUGAAAUUGGAAAAUAUAGAAAAUGGUGAUGAAAAUGUUGAUAAAAAUGUAAACAAAAUGAAUGUAUCAAAUUUUCAAAAAAAAAGUAAACAAUUUUCAGUAUCAGUAUAUGGUUAUGAAAAUGCUAGAUUGUUUGCAUUAUUUGAAUUGAUAAAAUAUAAUUCCGUUCCUGAUAGUUUAAAAGAAGAAGCAAGUAUAUGUAUUCAUAAUAUUAAAAAAAAUAUUAUGAAUUCAGAAAAUUCAACAAAUAAAUCAUUUAGUGGUCAUUUUUUACAAUUUCUUUUGGCUGACGAAAACAGUGAAUAUUCUUCUUUACUUUAUAAAAAGUUAGAAGAUAAUGUUAUACAAAAUGUGAAUAAAUAUAGUAUGCAUGAUAUGAAUAAUAUAAAUCGGAUGGAUUUAUUUCAGUCUCAAGGGAAAGAAAUCGGGUUAAGAAAUGAAAAAAAUUUCACUGUUCAAUAUGAUAAUGAAAAUGGACAUGGAAAUAUUGUAGAUGGGACUAUUUGGAAUGUCCAAAAUAAUGAAAGAGAUUUAUUUUAUAACAAUAAUAAUAGUAACAAAUGUAGGAAUGAUUAUUAUUACAACAAUUCCAAUGAUUUAAUUAAACUGAAAAAAGAGAAUAAUGAAAAAUUAACUACUUUCAAUGAUAAUAAUUUUUAUAAUAAAGCUAAUUAUAUCAAUAGAUAUAAUAAUCCAUAUAUUAGUAAUAAUAAUCCGUCUAUUCACAAUUUAAACAAUUUAGUAUAUAACAUAAAUUCUUAUGAUUUUAAUCCAACGCAUAUUAGAAGUGGGUAUACAAAUGAUAGCAACUCGACACUAAAUAUAUCGAGCCAAAAUUCUAACUAUCGAGGUUUUGGUGAAGAGAAGGAUAUACAAAAAAAAAAAAACUUUUUCAACACAAAUAGUGUACGAAAAUAUAUUGGUGAUAUAAACAGUAAGCCAAUGGAUGGAUUUAAACAAAAUCUUUUUGAAAAAGUUCUCAACAAUUUAGAGAACAAAAUGGGAAACAAUAAUCUUUACAAUUACAAUUCUCUUGAUCAUCACAUAAAUUCAAAAGUAAAAUCAACCUAUCCAUACAGCAAUGAUAAUAUAUCUAAUGAUACAACUACUACUACAACUAUGAUUAAUCAUGGAACUAGUAAUAAUCAAAUAAAUAAUGAAACUGGAAUACGAAAUUCUCAACAUGUUUUGCAUGACAAUUUAUUAUUGUACAGAAAUUUUAUGAACCCAACUCCGUGUGAUAUUGGCAAUGUUGAUAAGGAUAGUGAAAACGAUCGAGCUGAAAAAAUGGCUCCAAACUUUGAAGGGGCAUUCUUAAAUAAAAGCAAUAUUGUAUUUAACCGUAAUGCCAAUUUUAAUCCAUUUCUUGGAAGAAAUGUGAGUAAUAUAAAUACAUAA
Molecule: messenger RNA, 2889 nt
Organism: Plasmodium vinckei vinckei
Lineage: Eukaryota; Apicomplexa; Aconoidasida; Haemosporida; Plasmodiidae
Product: conserved Plasmodium protein, unknown function
Exons: 1
Coding region: 1-2889 (962 amino acids)
Source: RefSeq, a predicted model, not a curated record